This is a messenger RNA of Phanerochaete carnosa HHB-10118-sp, 2004 nucleotides long. RefSeq lists its product as uncharacterized. Gene Ontology annotation, molecular function: cysteine-type deubiquitinase activity; cysteine-type endopeptidase activity. The transcript has 6 exons. Gene Ontology annotation, cellular component: nucleus; cytosol. Lineage: Eukaryota; Fungi; Basidiomycota; Agaricomycetes; Polyporales; Phanerochaetaceae. Bases 1 to 2004 code for a protein of 667 amino acids. The record is from RefSeq and is a predicted model, not a curated record.
AUGCUUGCCGCUCCACUACAGUCGACUUCAGCUUUCAAUGAUACAGAUAUUGGCACUCAAUACCGCCCCGCCAAGGACCUCCAGGCGUUCAAUGCGCUUCUGCCCCCUGCUAUCGAGUUCGUGAAAGGUUCUUCUACCGGCACCAUUUCUGCGAUGGAGGGAAAGUACCAGCCUAUUAAUGCUGCUCCUUCAGUAGCACCUCCGAAGUGCGAGAAGGGCACCAAUACUCUCCCGGCGUCCCAAUCCGCUUCACAACCGACAAGCCGGGCUGGCCCAAGCAAGGCCACCAAGCAGAUGCAGGCGUCAACAUCCUCGUCAAAACAGCUGUACUCGAAAGCGAUUGACAUGUCAUGGCCGCCACAGACCAAGAGAGGCAGUGGCCUAAUAAACACCGGAAAUACGUGCUUCCUGAACAGUGCAUUACAGUGCCUAUUACAUACACCGCCCCUACUGCGCGUCCUGUUCCAGCACGGCCGGGGCGAACCAUGCGAAGUGCCGAAGAAUUCGUUCUGCAUGUCGUGUAACAUGAGGGAACUGGCAGCGGAUAGUUUCACGGCGAAGCACGCGAUGGUUCCGUAUACCAUCACUAGGGCUCUCCAACACAUAGCGAAGACCAUGCGUAGAGGCAGGCAAGAAGACUCCCAUGAAUUUCUCCGAUAUGCUGUAGACGCGCUUCAGAAGUCAUGUUUGGCCGGACAACCCCAGCCCCAGAGUAGGAAAGUCGAGCCGAAGCUCGCUGAGACAACUUGGGUACACAAAAUAUUCGGUGGUCGCUUGCGUUCUCGAGUAAAAUGCUUGUCGUGCGGACACAACAGUGACACCUUUGACAGCAUGCUGGACCUCAGUAUAGAUAUCUUCGGUGUUAGUAACCUCCGGGAUGCUUUGCGCAAGUUUGUUGCCGUGGAUCAGCUUAGGGGCCAGAACAAAUACAAGUGCGAAAAGUGCAAGAAGCAUGUCGCGGCCGACAAGCAAUUCACCGUUCAUGAUGCUCCGAUGGUGCUCACCAUCCAUCUAAAGAGAUUCUCUCCCAUGGGCCGCAAGAUCCCGCAUCUCGUUGGAUAUGACGAACGCAUCUCAUUACAGCCGGUGAUGAGCGAGGGUCAGCAUGGACCCACGUACACCCUCUUUGGCGUCAUCUCACACGCUGGUGGCGGACCAAGCUCGGGACACUACUAUGCGCACGUCAAAGAUGCAGCUGGUCAAUGGCAUGAGAUGAACGACGACACGGUCUCGAGGCAAUCAGGAGCCCCUCUCGGGAUGAAGAACGCCUAUAUUCUGUUCUACAUCCGCGAGAAGGGGCAGGCCUUGGAGGCUGUUGUCUCACAGCCACAGAAGCCUGCAUCAACGUCGCUGAAACCUGGCUUGGUCGCGUCAAUGAAGAAGAGGAAGGUUGUAGAGAGCGAGGAUGAGGCGCAGGAGGGCUCGUCGCCGAAGCAGCGACGCUUCAUUGGCCCCCUGCUUCCGUCGCCGUUGAUAGAGAAGCCGGACCCACAGGCGGAGGCCUUGAAGAAGAAGAUCGCCAAGCAGACCACGUCACCGACCAAGCCGUCGAGCGCGCUUCUGAGUCUAUCACAGUAUGCAGAUGAUGAUGACGAUGACGAUCUUGGCGAGAAGGUAUCCCUGGUCAUAGACAAGCCCCUUCCCGAAGCUCCCGCCCCAGCCGCUGACGCUGAGGACUUCGAAAUAAUUCCCACGCUUAGAGCGACUUCACCCACCGCUACACCUUCCUCCACCCCUACAAAAUCAAAAUCUCUUGGCCCGGUGUCUACUCAGUCAUUCUAUGCGUCGUCUUCGAAAUCCGAUCCUGAGUCCAGCAAGAAACGCAAACAUGAUGACAAGCACUCUAGUCCGCUGAGCCAGUACGCCCGGAGCCCGUUGAGGCACGAUCGCAAGCAUAGGCGGAAAUUCCGCGGAGGGAACAGCCCCUUCAACCGCAUGACUGGUGGUAACACGCUUAGUUUUGCUUCGCCUAGGAAGCGGUCGCAGUGGAAGACACGGUUUUAG